Molecule: messenger RNA, 832 nt
Organism: Pseudogymnoascus verrucosus
Lineage: Eukaryota; Fungi; Ascomycota; Leotiomycetes; Thelebolales; Thelebolaceae
Exons: 2
Coding region: 260-547 (95 amino acids)
Source: RefSeq, a predicted model, not a curated record
CCAGAAUCCAAGAACCUCAGUUACCCCGGCUGAGAGUAUGUCCGGCAAUACUCUCAGCCGGGGUAAAUGUAGCCUCAAAUCUCGGCAUCGGUAGUCAAUCAAAAAUUCGACAUCUCCAACGUAUAAACCUUGAAUCUCUUUCAAUGCUGUAUACGUUUCAAGGUAGAUAUCUGCUGUUAAAAAUAAGCCGCAGCUGGCAGAUAUUUGAGCACAUCUUUAGUGUGUCCCUUAUACACCCUUCUCCCGCCCUACAGGAAACAUGACUCAGCAUGUCGACGUCCUGAUCUGUGGUAGCGGCUCUGCUGGGAUCUGCGCAGCAACAUGGCUCGCCCGAUAUGGGCUUCGGUGCAAAAUCCCCGAAUCACAUGGUUACGAAGUCAAGGGAGUCCAGGUUGAUAGUAAGGCAGCUGCAGAUCUAGAGUCCUACCCUGUGACUGUGGUUGCUCUGAAAGAUGUAGUAGAGGAAACUUUCAAGGCAAAGUAUGCACUAGCAUGUACUGCGGCUAUGACCGUGACUGCUUGUGAGAGCCUCUGGGAUCAAGGAUGACGUUAUCAGAGGGACGAGUUUGCGAAUUGACAGGAAUCCUUCGAACACAACCGACGUCUAUCGUCCAGGGUCGCUUCCGCGGCUAAAACCAUCUGUCAGUAUUCUGCUCCCGUAUUCCCGCCAAAGGGUCAUUGCUUUACAUACACUGCCACUGGACACGACUGUCUCCAUCUGUGACGAUGAGAGUAAUACUGGCUUGUUUGGAGAGAAAGGACUCUGACCAUCGUAUUUGUUAUCAUGUUUGCAGUUGGAGCAAGUAAGGUAAAUGGAAAUUUUGACGGUGAC